GGUUCCCCUGCCGUUGUUCAGAAUGGACCGAACAUCUACAUUGCCUUCCAGUUGAAAUUUCUGAGUAGAAUUACACAGCAGAAGCUCCUGUUUGCUUUUGGGACGGCCACGCCAGUUAAUGACCGAUUAACAAAACAUCAGGAUAAGAUAUCGGUUUCCUUCGAUUUCUCAUCGAGGACUUUCUCUGCUUCUUCCUACCCAUACCAGCUGAAGAGGACACAUGGCAUACUGAACAUAAUUGGUUGGGGUGUGAUAUUGCCAAUUGGGGCAAUAGUGGCAAGAUAUUUUAGAACCAGCGAUCCAUUGUGGUUCUAUCUUCACUCAGCAGUUCAGUUUAUUGGAUUCAUCCUUGGGCUAGCUGGGGUGGUUGCCGGAGUUGCACUUUAUCAUAAAUUGCAUGCGAGUGUCUCAUCACACAGGGCCCUUGGCAUUGUCAUUCUUGUGCUUGGCAUCCUUCAGGUAUGGAAAGAGUUUGUUUUCUUUAGAAUAAGUUUAUCUUGAACCAUAAUGUUCUAGUUACAUUUUUUUAUUUUUGAAUUUGACUCCAAGAUUGAAUAUUGCUUGAAAAUUGGAUUUAUUUUUAUAUGAUUGAGCACAAAUUAAGGCUUCGUUUGGGAUGACUUUCUUAUUGCUUCUUAGAGCCGCUUUUUAGUUAAAAAAUUUAAAUUUUUGUACUAGGAAGCUACUU
Messenger RNA from Dendrobium catenatum, 688 nucleotides. RefSeq names its product cytochrome b561 and DOMON domain-containing protein At3g61750. Lineage: Eukaryota; Viridiplantae; Streptophyta; Magnoliopsida; Asparagales; Orchidaceae. The annotation marks the transcript as partial. The record is from RefSeq and is a predicted model, not a curated record. The transcript is spliced from 2 exons.